AUGACACGGCAAGACCUCAUGUUCUACCAUAUGGAUCAGGGCCAUGCCUCAUUACUGUCUUCUAAGGACAAGGAAACUCGACAAUUACCCGACCAUCUCGGCAGCAAUCUCCCAUCAGACUUAUCCAAGUGGAUAAAGGAGACCUUUGGCCCUGCCUAUACCUGCCUUCAGAUUGCCCAGAGUCUGCAAACUCGAGAAUGGCGGUCGAACUUCACAGACGAUGAGAAAAAGAAGAUUCUGUACUUCUGGCAGGGACAAGGUCCAAAAUGCCUUGCUAGAAGUAGAGAGAACGCGACUCUUAAUCGUCUGUGCCUCCUAGAAGCCUUGAAACAACUCUUUCCAGUCCUGCGAAAGUUCAUCAAUGACGGCGGGGAGAAGUGGGCACAAGCAUACUUAGAUCAGCUCCUUAAUGUCAAGAUGGAUGAUAUCGUGGAGGACAUGGAAGGUAAUCCACGAAUCCUAGACAGGUAUACGACGAUCUUGUGGGUGCUAUAUCCGGAAGGAAACUAUCAUGAGCGUUUCCGAGAUGCUAUAUACAACAAGUUCCUCGGUUUCGCCAUGACCCAGCGGGUUAACAAGAACGCAGUGAUGGAAUGGCUGCCACACAUCACCAAGACCUUCAUCGACGCAAUCCUGAACGAGAAUUACGAGGUAAUCGAUAAAGAUUUGAGAGAUCUGUUGAGAAAGGAGCUGGAUACCUUCAUGGCUGCCCAUCGAGACAUUUUUGAAAAGAACGGGAAAGAAUUUGCAGCCAAGAACUACGCUGACAUGGUUCACAUCCUCGUUUCCGGAGAUUUGGCAGCAAAAUCAGUCAUGAUUAUCGGAGUGGGCUCAUGGAAGCGUGCGAGGUUUGGAAACUGGGACCACAUGAAGGGGCAGAGCCUCUUGGAGGUAAACUUAAAGUCUGGAUGGAAAGGCCUCGGGCUAGCUUUCAAGAUGAGCUUACUCGGAUUCAGCAUCUAUAACAUUGUCAUGGGAGGAAAAGACAUGAGCGCGGCGCAGAUAGGACGAGUCACGACGGACGUAACAAAGGGUGUCUUCGAUAUCCUCACACCAUUCCUCCUGCGACCAGAAGCUAGGAAUGCAAGGGAGCUCGUGGCCCAGUGCCAGGUGAUAAACCAGUCAACUGGCAGAAAGCUGCCCGCCUAUGCCCUUGGAAAGACCAACGCUACAGAGCUUAAGUUCGACGUUUAUGAUGCUAAUCUCGAGGAUCUGGCCAAAGUAGGAAAUGAGAAAGCAGCAAGAGAGACAACGUGGUUUGGAAGAAUGAGAAGAAGGCUCUCACUUUCAUCAAAAGUCAUACGCUGGCUUGGCAUUGCUAUAGGAGUAGUAGUUGUCGCGUUCAUGAUAUGGGAUCUUUGCAACCAAUGGGAUCAUCUCUCGGGCACUGGCAGAGGUUUAGCGAUUGCACAGAUCGCUAUUGAGACGGCUGCCGUUAUCAUUGGAAUUAUUGGCUUGUUCUCUACUUGUGCCUUGAUCCCUGUCAUUGGACAAGUGCUCAUGGUGGUUGGCCUUGUUAUCUCGAUUUUCUACUUGGUGUACGGAAGACCGGAACCAGAGAAGACGCCCGGGGAGAAGUUCGUCGACAGUAUGAGAGGAGACAGUGGCUGGCUCAAGAAGAUCGAUGAUCCUCCUUCGACUACUCUCGAGUAUACCAUCACACCAACCGAGAUACCGAAGGACGCAGAUUUCUCGUUCAAAAUCACCGGCAAGAACACCAAGAGUUCGGGUGUUGAGUUCAUCUCUACACCUAAUGCCGAGAAACCCCCAUCCGACACUGAAAUUCUCUCUAUCAAGUUUGGCUUUACGACGGGGUCUGACACCGUCUGCCUGUUCAGUAACGAGUCUUUCAGCACCGCUCCGGAUGCCAAAGACGGAAAAUGCUCCUAUAGUGGUCCAGGUGAUAUUUUCCAAACGAAGCUACACGAGCCGAAUGGUAAGGUUGGUGGGGUGACCUCUUACGAGUACGAGUUGCAACCACUGCCACAAAAAGAUCCGACUUUAACUUCCAAGCGUAUCUUGCCUAGUGGAGAUUCAUUUUCUAUCACUGUUUCCGGGAAGACAAGGACAUCAGACAAGGAGUUUACCUUGAAACUCGUGGAAGAGCGCCCGGGCCCUAUUUGUGCUAUCAAGGUCCAAACAUUCACGAGGAAGAAGUAG
Molecule: messenger RNA, 2160 nt
Organism: Fusarium musae
Lineage: Eukaryota; Fungi; Ascomycota; Sordariomycetes; Hypocreales; Nectriaceae
Exons: 3
Coding region: 1-2160 (719 amino acids)
Source: RefSeq, a predicted model, not a curated record